Messenger RNA from Aspergillus tubingensis, 1401 nucleotides. RefSeq names its product Zn(II)2Cys6 transcription factor domain-containing protein. NCBI's taxonomy places the organism in Eukaryota, Fungi, Ascomycota, Eurotiomycetes, Eurotiales, Aspergillaceae. Gene Ontology annotation, biological process: regulation of transcription by RNA polymerase II. The transcript has a single exon. Bases 1 to 1401 code for a protein of 466 amino acids. The record is from RefSeq and is a predicted model, not a curated record. Gene Ontology annotation, molecular function: DNA-binding transcription factor activity, RNA polymerase II-specific; zinc ion binding.
AUGCCCCCGCGACUCAACCACCGCAAAUCCACCCGCGGAUGUCGGCGGUGCAAGGCUAGAAAAGUCAAGGUAAUUGAUCACUCCCUCUUCUCCACCCCACCGAAAGGAUCAAUUUCCCAUAACGACUCGGUACCGAAGCCCUGCGUUAAUGUGGACCUUAUUGCAAAAACACAGUGCAGCGAAACCCGCCCCAAAUGCCAGCACUGCGAUCGUCACAACCUCCCCUGUGAAUAUGCGCCUCUCGAGCCGCGCAUGUACACUUACCGAGAGGAUACUUCCAGCAAUAGAAGCACAAGCACAGCCAGCACUACCACCACCACCACAGCCCUCCUAUCCUCACCCACUUCUACAUCCACAUCCCUAUCCAUUCCCAUCCCCACCCCCUCACCAUACACCUCCAACCUGCAAGCCCCCCACCUAGCCCCCCUAAACACCACCUCCCUCCGCCUGCUCCACCUCUACAUCUCCUCCACCUCACACACAAUGGGCACCGCACAGAUCCCCUCCGUGCGCGAAAUGUGGGAACUCUCCGUCCCCGAAAUGGCCUUUGAGUACCAGCCCCUUCUUUCCACUUUGCUAGCUGUGGCUGCGGCGCAUCGCGCACGGCUUGUGCCCCAUGAAGCGGAGGAGUUGAGACGUGUUCAGGGCGGGUUUAUCGCUCAGGCGGUUGGGGGUCAUAGGGCUGAGACGGCGAAGCUGGCGGUGUCUUCCCCGGGGGCGGGUGUUACGGAGACAUUGUGCAUGAAUGCGAUUUUAAUCUCGUUGUAUACGCUUGCGUGCAGGAUGGAUGGUGGUGCAGGAGGAGGGGGAGGGGGUGCGUACGAGCCUCCGAACCUGUGGCUGAAUAUGGCCCGAGGUGUAAGGACGGUCGUGUCGAUGGUGUAUUAUCGGCUUGUGGAGGAGAGGGCGCGGAUUGCGCCGUUGUUAGUUGCCAGGCCGAUUGUGCAUCGAGGGGAUGUGGAGGUGCAGGAUGGGGGGCCUAAGGGGAGUAGUGGGGAGUUGAGGUUCUUGGUAGACAUGUUGCUUGGUAAUGAGGAGGAAGAGGUGAUGGGGGUGUAUGUGCAGUGUGUUGGGUAUUUGGAGGGGUUGUUGAUGGCGGUUAGGAUGGGGGAGUCUGGGUAUGAUAUUCGGAAGAGGUUUUCGUCGUUUCCCAGUAUGGUUCCCGGGGAGUUUCUGGGGCUGGUGAGUGAGCGGAGGCCUAGGGCGUUGGUUAUUCUGGCGUAUUUGUUUGCGUUGGUUAGGGGUGCCGAGGGGGUGUGGUGGUUGAGGGGGAUUCCGGAGAUGGAGGUUCGUGGGAUUAAGUCUAUUUUGCCGGAGGUGUGGAGUGGGGUUAUGAGGUGGCCGGUGGGGGUGGUUAAGGGGGAGGUGGAUGUUAAUGAUGAGGUAGUGUUAUGGUUAUGA